Molecule: messenger RNA, 1907 nt
Organism: Trichogramma pretiosum
Lineage: Eukaryota; Metazoa; Arthropoda; Insecta; Hymenoptera; Trichogrammatidae
Product: gastrula zinc finger protein XlCGF57.1-like
Exons: 3
Coding region: 182-1867 (561 amino acids)
Cellular component (GO): nucleus
Source: RefSeq, a predicted model, not a curated record
UACAUAAGGUGAUUUCUCCAAUGAUGUAUUAUAUUUGCUUUGCUGUUGCUCGUUUUCAUUGUUUGGGUUGAGUAUCAUAACACGAUUCGUAAAUAUUAUUGAAUUGAAUUUGAGCUACUUUGCUUGAUGUGUCAAUCCAUCGCACGAAGUUUAAUCGUUCGCUACAUUUGAACUGUGAAAGAUGGAAUCCACUGCCGUUAGAGUAAAAGAGGAACCUCUUGAUGUAUCCUUCACUGAAGACAUUGAUUCAGUAAUUGACAACCCAGCCGAUACCAAACAUUUCCUGAACUUGAGGUCUCUGCGAGAAAAUCCCGCUUACAUAUCUCAAGAAUGUCGCGACAAUCACGAAUGUGAACCCAGUGAAAGUAUGGAAAUAGUUUUUGAGUGUAAAGACGCAAAGCCGAGCAUCAAUUUAUUGCCGGUUAAAAAAUUUGACGAUGAUUUUCCGAAUUACUCGGAAAGUAUAAUAAAUAGCAAUGAUUAUCAAGUGCAAAACAUAAUCAAAACAGAAACAGUACGAGAAGUAAAGAAAGAAAUUUUCGAUGCAGAAGAAUCAAAUUUUAAUUUUGAUCGUGAGUCAGGCUUGCAAAAUGAAAAAAGAAGAAUUACAAAAAAGUCUAACCAUGAAGAUGGACUAAAAACCCAAUUGAAUACGGUGAAUAAUAAAAUAACUUUUACAUGUGAUAUUUGCAAGAAAAAAUUCGCAAAUAAGAGUCAUCUUAAAACUCACAUCGAUUCGGUGCAUCAUAAAAUAACCCAUGCAUGUGAUAUGUGCCCGAAGACAUUCACACUAAAGUGUAAUCUCAAAAGUCACAUCGAUUCGGUACAUCAUAAAAUAACCCAUGCAUGUGAUAUGUGCCCGAGGACAUUCACGCAAAAGGGUAAUCUCAAAUCACACAUUGACGCGAUUCACAAGGGUGUCUCUCAAUCAUGCGACGUUUGCGAAAAAAUAUUCCGAUACAAGAAUGAUCUCAAAAGGCAUAUGGAUGGAGUGCAUAAGGGUAUCAACCACACUUGUGAAACAUGUGGAAAGUCAUUUAUGCAUAAACAUCAUCUCAAAAGCCACAUCGAUGUUAUACAUAAUAAAAUCACACAUGCAUGCGACGUAUGCGGAAAGAAGUACUCACAGAAGAAAAAUCUCAAGAAACACAUCGAUUCAGUGCACAAUGGUGUCAAACAUGAAUGUGAUAUUUGUGGAAAGACAUUUAAAUCGAAGGAUUAUCUUAAAAUCCACAUCGAGGCGGUUCACAAUGGUAUCACUCAUGCAUGUGAUAUAUGCGACAAAAAAUGUUUAUCGAAUGAUUAUCUUAAAAAACACAUCGAUGUGGUGCACAAUAAAAUUACACAUGUAUGCGAUGUUUGCGGAAAAGUAUACCGAUACAAGAGAGAUUUAAAAGGGCAUAUGGAUGGAGUGCAUAAGGGUAUCAACCACACUUGUGAAACAUGUGGAAAGUCAUUUACGCAUAAACAUAAUCUCAAAAGCCACAUCGAUUUUAUACAUAAUAAAAUCACUCAUACAUGCGACGUAUGCGGAAAGAAGUACUCACAGAAGAACGAUCUCAAGAGACACAUCAGUUCAGUGCACAAUGGUGUCAAACAUGAAUGUGUUAUUUGUGGAAAGACGUUUAAAUGGAAGGCUUCUCUUAAAAUCCAUAUCGACGCGGUUCACAAUAAAAUUACACAUGCAUGUAAUACGUGUGGAAAAAAAUUCGGAAAAAAAAGUAAUCUGAGAGUCCACAUACAGGCGGUACAUAACGGUAUUACCCAUCAAUGUGAUGUUUGCGGAAAAGUAUUUUCAUUCAAAAAUAAUCUCUCUUGUCACGUUAGAUCAGCGCAUAUUGGUACAGCCGUAGCAGGUGAUACUUAAAUUAAGACAUUUAGACGAAAAGGUUAUCAUGAAACCUAGA